AUGCUCCCAGGUAUCGCAGGCCCAGUGUACAUGGACAGAAAUGGCGAGAGAGAUCCUGAUUAUGUGAUUCAAACUCUCAUCGAUGACCGAUUUGAAGACAUCGCGUAUUACACUCGAUACAACGACAAUUUUACUAUCAGGGAGGGUGUGACCAUCGUUUGGCCAGGAGGGGUAACGACUGCACCGAAUGAUAGUCCCGAGUGCGGAUGGGACGGGGAGCUUUGUUUAACAGACAGCCAGGACAGCACGACUUAUAUCAUCAUAGCUUGCUGUACUGUGUUUGGAUUUGUCUUUGUCACCAUGGUUUUUGUCUUCGUUUACAGGAAGCUGAUAUUCGAGCUGGAUCUUGCCCAGAAUCAAACUUGGAAGGUCAAAUUAGAGGACAUUGUAUUCCGGGACACUGUUAACCUGUUUGAGACCUCGAACAUGAACCUGGGUUCACUUAGGAGCAUGAAGUCUCAGCUAAUAGUAACUCGCCCCAGUCGCCCCAGUCGCCUCAGUAGCGUCGGCAGCACUAAGUCAUGUGCUAGCUUAAAGUCAGCUGACACGCAGUGCUCAGCCAGAUGGAGCUUGCACGAACAGGUCUUCUCAUCUGGCUUUACCAACAUCGCUUUUAAUAAGGGAGAGCUUGUUGUGGUUAAACACACUAAAAAGAAGGAUCUGAGAAUUUCCCGUAAAAUCCUGAUUGAAGUUAAACAGGCACGAGAACUACGCCAUGAGAACAUUAAUCCCUUUAUCGGAAUCUGCAUCGACUCGCCUCAGGUCAUGAUUCUCUCCAAGUACUUGAAACGAGGCAGUCUUCAGGAUCUUUUGGAAAAUGAAGACUUCAAGCUGGAAGAAAUUUUUAUCCUUUCCUUGGUUCGCGAUGUCGCAACGGGAAUGAUGGUGUUGCAUAAUAGUCCAGUGCAAGUGCAUGGUCGUCUCAAGUCCUCUAACUGCCUGAUUGAUUCGCGUUGGGUAUGCAAGAUUGGAGACUGGGGACUAAGUGAGCUUCGGUCACCAUUAGACCGCUGUCAAUUGCAAGAAGGGUCUGAGAAAUACAAUGAUAUGUUGUGGUGUGCUCCUGAACAUAUCAGUGAUGGCGAAAUGGACCACAGGGGAUCCCAGAAAGGAGACGUGUACAGCUAUGGUAUUAUUCUACAGGAAAUUGCCAUCAGAAAACCACCGUACAGCAUGUACACGUUUGAGCCUCAAGAGAUCAUUGCCCGUGUCAUGGCCCAUGAAGAUCCUCCAUUUCGCCCCGUGGUCGAGGAAAACGCCUGCAAAUCGGAAUUGCAGUCCCUUAUGACGCAGUGCUGGGAUGAUGAUCCUGACCGAAGGCCUCAUUUUAAUAAGAUCCUGGAUAGGCUCCGUAAAGUCAUGGGCAGGGACGUGAACAUUAUGGAUAACAUCAUGGCUCUUAUUGAGAGGCAUGCUGAAAAUUUGGAGGCACUGGUUGAGGAAAGAACACUGUUGUUGAUGGAAGAGAAGAAGAAAACAGACAAACUUCUUUAUAAAAUGCUACCAGUUGCUGUUGCAGAGCAGCUGAAGCUUGGUAAGCCUGUGACUCCAGAGUACUUCGACGAGGUCACGAUAUAUUUCAGUGAAAUAAUGGCGUUCAUUGAUCUGGCUUCAGAAAGCACACCAAUGGAGAUUGUUGCAUUUUUAAAUGACUUGUAUCUUGCUCUGGACAAUAUUCUUGGAAACUACGAUGUUUUCAAGGUAGAAACAAUCGGUGAUUGUUUGUUGGUGGUGUCAGGCCUGCCAGUCAGGAAUGGUAACCGCCAUGCGGGAGAGAUUGCAGACAUGGCGUUUGACAUUCUGAGUCUGAUGACUCACUUCAAGAUUCGGCACAGGCCACGGAUGAAGCUGCAGCUCAGGGUUGGACUGCACAGCGGCUCCUGUGUAGCAGGUGUAGUCGGAAUCCACAUGCCACGGUUCUGUUUGUUUGGUGACACAGUAAACGUGGCAUCAAGGGUGGAGACCACUGGCCAGGCUCUCAAGAUCCACGUGAGUGAAGACUGUUACAGACUUUUGAAGGAAAUUGGAGGAUACACAUUUCUGAAGCGAGGCGAGGUUUAUCUCAAGGGACGUGGUUUUUGGAAAACAUAUUGGCUGAUUGGCAAAGAGGGAUUCAACAAGCCACUGCCUCACGCUAUGACGGCGAACUCAGAACCAUCUGUUGAAACUUUGAACAUUUACUACGCAAGUUAA
Molecule: messenger RNA, 2193 nt
Organism: Pocillopora verrucosa
Lineage: Eukaryota; Metazoa; Cnidaria; Anthozoa; Scleractinia; Pocilloporidae
Product: atrial natriuretic peptide receptor 1-like
Biological process (GO): cGMP biosynthetic process; intracellular signal transduction; receptor guanylyl cyclase signaling pathway
Cellular component (GO): plasma membrane
Molecular function (GO): peptide receptor activity; ATP binding; guanylate cyclase activity
Source: RefSeq, a predicted model, not a curated record